AUGGCCAUUUACUUUAAUCCUCGUCCCAACUUUUCUUCGACACCCACCUACUCGAGCGCUAGUGAGAAUGGAGCCACCACCGCCACCAUUCAAACAUCUGGCCAGUUGGCAAGACUUCCUGGUGGUUCUCCACAAUGGCCCUCUCGCCAAUUUGGUGGUGGACUUCCAAACCAACUUGGUGGUUACUACCAGCAUCAGAUCUCCAAUGAGGCACUCUACCAACAGCAGCAACAUCAUCAACACCAACAACAGCAGCAGCAGCAACAACACCAACACGAGGCCAGUCCAUCCAUUUCCGACGGUUUGGCUCACUCUAAUGAGAGAUUACCACACUUUGUUUUCUCCCAGUCCCCUUCCUUCAUGGGUAUGACAUCACCAUUCCAGAAUGUCCUGGAGGGCAACCUCAAGAUUGAUCUCUAUCACAAGCCAAGAGGUUCCAAGGGAACAUGGGUACCAAUCGGAGCCAAUGACCAAAUCAGAGUGACCGAGGGCAAAGGAAAGAGAAUCAAGAUGAUUGUUCACGGUGAGCAGGAACUUGUCAAGGUUGGUCUCCAGGUUGGUUUGCUCGAUCUACAGUCGUCAGGUGCCAAAAAGUCCACCAAUCCAGGUUCACCUCCAACUCCUGGCAGCAGCAUUAACAACAACACCAACUCUGCCUCAACCGCACCCUCACCAUCAACAUCAUCCAAUGGACCAUCUGCAAUGACUGGAUCAUCACCGUCCACCCAUCCAAACAGCAGCAUCCAACCCUCGUCAAUCACUCAAUCACCAUCCUCCUUCUCACUCUCAUCUCCCAGUCAAUCACCUUCACAAUCACCACUCUUUUCACCAUCUGCCACAACGGCAUCACUCUACUCUGUGUCAAUAUCUGUGACCCCACCCUCACAGAACCCAGCACCCGAACUACCAGCGGGCAACUCUACCCAACUGCCAGCACCCGAUCCUCAAGGACUCUCUGUCGAAUCUGUGCGUGUAUAUAGAUAUCCAUCAAUGUCCCAGAUCACAAUGUCGGCCCUUGAGUUUGAGUUGAAGCUUGCAAGACUUUCCAAGAAGAUAUGCAUUGUCAUCUCUGCACAGGCUCGUGAUGGAGGCAUCUAUGAAGCAAGAUCAGUCGAUUUCUAUGCUCACAACAAUGGCAAGCACAACAACAACUCAUUGUCCAGACAGAACAGUGCCAGAAAGACACCUUACAGUUCACCGACAAUGUCUGGCAACAGUCAGGAUGGAGUGCCAACUUCCCCAGCCGGCAGUGACAAGAAGAAAUACGUCAGGAGUAUGUCAUCCAGUGCACUACUAUCCAACAACAACAACAACAAGCAACGUGGAGCUUCGCCACCCAUCCCUGCACUUCCACCCAUACCUCUUCCAGCGACAAUAGACUUUAGUGCUGGCAUACCAGCACCUUGGAACUUUGGCAACCAUCAAUCCAUUGGCAAUAGCGAUGGUAACGGAUGGGGUCAACAACAUGCAAUGUACCUAUCACAUCCAAACCUUUCAUCUUAUGUCGAUGACAAACAUUGA
Acytostelium subglobosum LB1 is the source of this 1521-nucleotide messenger RNA. RefSeq lists its product as hypothetical. The transcript has a single exon. Lineage: Eukaryota; Evosea; Eumycetozoa; Acytosteliales; Acytosteliaceae. The record is from RefSeq and is a predicted model, not a curated record. Bases 1 to 1521 code for a protein of 506 amino acids.